AUGUCCCGGCUCCUCACCUUCCUAAAGAUCUCUCCCUCCCCCCUGCCCUCAAUUCUCAAACCCUCAUCUCUCUUCAAAAAGAAACACUCCCGCAAAAUCUCCACCUCAUCUCCCACAUCCACACCCACAUCCUCCCGCAUCCCUCCCUUCCUCAAAGAAUUCACCUACUGGUCCCUCAUCAUCGCCUCCUGGAUCCCCGCAUCCAUCUUCUUCCAAGAUCACAUCGCCGAGCUGCACAUCAUCAAUGGCGCUUCUAUGUAUCCGUUUCUGAAUACAGGGUAUAAUGAGAGUUUGACGCGCGAUGUAUGUUUAGUAGACAAGAGGAGGAAGGGAAGAGAUUUGGAGAGAGGAAUGCUCGUUUCUUUUAGAUCCCCCUACCACCCCGAAACUCUAGCAAUAAAACGCAUCAUCGCGCUCCCAGGUGACCGCGUCUAUACUCACGCCCCCUAUCCCUACCCCUAUGCCGAUAUACCUGCAGGCCACGUCUGGGUCGAGGGCGAUAAUGCCGAUUCGAGGAAAACUUUAGAUAGUAAUCAUUACGGACCGAUUGCGAUAAAUUUGAUUACUGGAAAACUGACGCAUGUGCUUUGGCCUUGGAGGAGUAGGGGAAGAGUUAGGUGGGAGCAGUGGAAGGGGAGGACGAAGGUGGUGAAGGGGUGGAAUGGUGGAGCCUGA
Botrytis sinoallii is the source of this 675-nucleotide messenger RNA. RefSeq lists its product as uncharacterized. Gene Ontology annotation, biological process: mitochondrial respiratory chain complex assembly. Gene Ontology annotation, cellular component: membrane; mitochondrial inner membrane peptidase complex. Lineage: Eukaryota; Fungi; Ascomycota; Leotiomycetes; Helotiales; Sclerotiniaceae. The record is from RefSeq and is a predicted model, not a curated record. Bases 1 to 675 code for a protein of 224 amino acids. Gene Ontology annotation, molecular function: serine-type endopeptidase activity. The transcript is spliced from 2 exons.